Molecule: messenger RNA, 1416 nt
Organism: Cucumis sativus (cucumber)
Lineage: Eukaryota; Viridiplantae; Streptophyta; Magnoliopsida; Cucurbitales; Cucurbitaceae
Product: epoxide hydrolase A
Exons: 3
Coding region: 250-1200 (316 amino acids)
Molecular function (GO): hydrolase activity
Source: RefSeq, a predicted model, not a curated record
GAAAGACACCAUCUUUGAGAUUCAUACAGGAAACCAAAAUGUGCGGUCAACAAAGAUGGCGAUUCACCAAAUUUAAUAUUCCAAAACCAGACUCAGCCAUGAGAUUCUCCAAUCUCAAUCUCGAGCUCUUUCUUUUCCCAUGUAAACUGGUCUUUUCUACUUUCUGCCCGAUCUUUCUACUUUCUACACUCCUCUCUGGCACACCCAGAAAUUCAAACUUGAAGCAGAGAUAGAGAGAGUGAGUUUUCCAUGGAUGCGAUUCAACACACCACCAUCAACACUAAUGGCAUCAAAAUGCAUAUUGCCUCAAUAGGCAAUGGCCCCGUCGUUCUUCUUCUUCAUGGCUUCCCCGAGCUGUGGUACUCAUGGCGCCACCAGCUUCUCUACCUUUCCUCCGUCGGGUAUCGAGCCAUCGCGCCGGACCUCCGAGGCUAUGGCGACACGGACUCCCCUGGAUCGCAUACUUCCUACACCGCCCUCCAUAUUGUCGGCGAUUUGAUUGGGGCUUUGGAUGAGCUUGGGAUUGAGAAGGUGUUUCUUGUAGGCCAUGAUUGGGGGGCGAUCAUUGCUUGGUACUUUUGCUUGUUCAGGCCUGAAAGAAUCAAAGCCUUGGUGAAUCUGAGCGUCCAGUUCUUCCCUAGAAAUCCGGCUAUUUCUUUCAUCCAGCGUUUCAGAGCUGCGUAUGGUGAUGAUUUCUAUAUGUGCAGGUUUCAGGUUCCAGGAGAGGCGGAAGCAGAUUUUGCCUGCAUUGACACUGCUCAACUGUUCAAGACAACACUGUCUACUAGAAGUACAGAGGCACCUUGUUUGCCUAAAGAAUACGGAUUUCGCGCCAUCCCACCGCCAGAAAACCUUCCUUCUUGGUUGACAGAAGAAGAUAUCAACUAUUAUGCUGCCAAAUUCAAGGAGACAGGCUUCACUGGAGCAUUGAACUACUAUCGCGCUUUUGACUUAACUUGGGAGCUUACGGCGCCAUGGACGGGAGUGCAGAUUCAGGUACCCGUGAAAUUCAUUGUAGGCGAUUUGGAUAUAACUUACCAUUUUAAAGGAGCCAAGGAAUAUAUCCACGAUGGCGGGUUCAAAAGGGACGUGCCAUUGCUGGAGGAAGUAGUAAUAGUGAAAAAUGCUGGCCACUUUGUCCAUGAAGAAAAGCCACAUGAAAUCAAUACUCACAUUCAUGACUUCAUCAAGAAAUUUUGAACAACAUUUCCAUUGCCAACUCAUGUUAAUUUCUGUUGGUGGGUCUUGAAACUUUUGAUACUUUCAGCUUGUUUAUCAUUUUGUUAAGCCUUCGGAAAGCAAGCAGGAGCAGGAACAGUCAAUUGUGUGUGUUUGGAAUAUUUUUCUUAAUUUAUAGUUAAACAAUGGGAUUUUGAAUUUCUCAAUACUAAAUUUUCAUCUCUAUUUUUCAAAUUA